CCAUUAAAGAAGGAGGUCACUGAUGGUGAGCAAGGUACAGCUGCCCAAACUGAGGCCCAGAGUUUAACUCUAGAUUCGGACAAGCCGGGUCACAAUGAAAAUGCACAUGAUGGGGCCGCUCUUCUGUUUCAGGGAGUCUAUGAAGAAACAAACCACUGUUAUUCUACAGAGUCUAGAGAAGACCCCCAAGCAGCAGGAGAAACUUCUCAAGAACCUUUAGACUGUAGUAGCCAUGUUAUUGCUGAUGAAGAGGAGCAGUUUAUAAACACUCUUGAGCAAUGCACUUUAAUGGAGGAAAGCUUGAAGAAAACACUUGAUGGUCUUACCUCAAAAGAGGUUUUGAGUUAUGAAGUGGGCAGUAUAGACAAUGACUCUAGUAGGGCAGACAUUUGUGAAGGAUUAGAGCACAAUAUCUCUUCAGAAAUGGGUGAACUGGACAGGGAAAAUAGAACGUCAGGUGUCGUGUUGGAAGAGAACUUGCCACCAGAAUCUGCACAAAUUAGCUCAGACAGGAGUUCAGAACUGGAUGACAUGUCCACAGGAGAUCAUAACUUGAAGCAGUCAUUUAAUAUUUCCACUGAGUAUUCCACAGAAGCGUCUGUUGUGGAUUCCUCUAAUGUAGACCUUGUUGAGGAUCUAGAACCUGAGAAUGUAGAUGUGGAAUAUGAGUCUGACGACCUCAAGGAACUAACUGAAUCAGCUUCCAUUGACAAUACCUUGGAGGACUCUGGAGAUUUUCAAGGAAUUUCUUCAGUGGUUGGAACUGUCACUGCUGAGGUAUCACCACCUACUACCCCAGUUCAGCGUGAGGAGGAUGUCACUGCGGAGAGCUGGCGAACCAAACGGAGGCACGUCUUUGUCCUGAGUGAGGCAGGAAAGCCGAUUUACACGCGCCACGGUAACGAGGAGGCCCUGUCUUCCACCAUGGGUGUCAUGAUGGCACUGGUCAGUUUUGUCCAGAGUGGCAAUAACUCAAUCAGGUCUAUCCAUUCAGAGAACCAGAAAGUUGUCUUCCUGCAGCAGGGGCCCCUGGUAUUGGUAUCAGUAUCCACGUCCCCUCAGACGAAUGAGCAGCUAAGACAGGAACUCCAGUAUGUUUACUAUCAGAUAAUUAGCAUGUUAACUCAGGCCAGUGUAGCUCGAAUCUUCGAAAAGAAGAAGAAUUAUGACCUGCGGCGUCUCCUUGCUGGCUCGGAGAAGAUCCUGGACAGCUUGCUCGACUUGUUGGACACUGACCCUGGCUUUCUGUUGGGUGCUGUGCGAUGCCUGGCCUUACCGAGCACACUUCGGGAUUCCUUAAGCUCCUUACUGACUAAGUCCAUAACCACCAAUCUAGUGUUCUCCAUAUUGGUGGCGAACCACCAACUGGUUACUGUAGUACAAGAACGGACCGUCAUUGAGGACUGUCGUCUGGACCCCACUGACCUCCAUCUUCUACUGAACCUCAUCGGGGCCUCCUCUGCCUUCCAGGCUGGUGAGAUCUGGACUCCCAUAUGCCUCCCGCGCUUUAACCCAGACGGCUACUUCUAUGCCUAUAUCUCGUACUUGGAUCCUCAGUGCACAGUGUGUUUGGUACUGCUGUCCACCGACAAAGAGUCCUUCUAUGCUGUCUCUGACUGCAAGAGAAGAAUCCAGGAGGUCAUGGAGACCCAGAACUCUUUGCAGGCUCUAGCUGGUGCACUGCAUUGCUGCUCAUAUAGUGUGUCUCUUGUGGGUGUGCCGGAACUAUUGCACUUUAUAUACAAACCCCUGGACAUCCCGGAAUCCUACCGACAACUUCCUCAGUUUACCAGCCCUGAACCCGAUGGCCCGUAUUCCAGCGAGGAGGAGAAACAGAGGUUGUUUGACCUGUACCGUUAUCUUCAUUGCCGCAUUCACAGCUCAGCAAGACCAUUGCGCCUGAUUUACCAUGUGGCAGAGAAAGAGACCAUGCUAGCAUGGGUCACCAGCAAAUUUGAACUGUACACAACGUUCAGCUCUUUAGUGACUAAAGUGGGCGCCAUUAAUGUUAUCACCAAACUCCUCCGUUGGAUCAAGAGAGAGGAAGACCGCCUGUUUAUAAGAUAUCCGCCAAAAUAUUCCACAACUCCACUACCUGGGAAAGGGGGAAAAGCAAGUCGGACAGAUAGGGCUGAUCCUUCCCAGAAUGGCUUCUUCGCUGGUCUCUAGUGAGUGAGAAACCGUUUUUUGUUCAGGAGGACCAUGAAGGAUUGACCCUAGCAGUGCUAUGUACAGUGUAACUUGACACAUACAUGGAGACUCCCCCAUGGCUACAGAGAUGGACUAGGGCACUCCAUUGUUUUCUAGGUGCGUGAACUUUUGCACUUGAUAGGUCACUUCAUUCAAAACUAAUCCAUAGGUGAGGUUUGUUGUGCUGAACUCCACCUUCUGGAUGUUAUAUCGCUUCGGGACUUUAGGAUCUCUUGUCUUCAGAUUUCACUGCUUUGCCCCCUUCCCACAUAGUCUCACUCCUCUUACUACAUUCUCCAUUAAUAAAUAACAAUUUAAACAGGUAGAGUGAUACCUUCAUUGUAAUGGCUGCAGCAGGUAGGCAGAGCUCGGAAGUAUUAUAGCUCUUGGGCACUUCAGAAAGACUUUCCAAC
Messenger RNA from Nanorana parkeri, 2603 nucleotides. Its product is annotated as vacuolar fusion protein MON1 homolog B-like. The transcript has 4 exons. Gene Ontology annotation, biological process: vesicle-mediated transport; protein targeting to vacuole. The coding region runs from base 289 to 2169 and encodes 626 amino acids. Lineage: Eukaryota; Metazoa; Chordata; Amphibia; Anura; Dicroglossidae. The record is from RefSeq and is a predicted model, not a curated record.